Molecule: messenger RNA, 1164 nt
Organism: Lentinula edodes (shiitake mushroom)
Lineage: Eukaryota; Fungi; Basidiomycota; Agaricomycetes; Agaricales; Omphalotaceae
Exons: 11
Coding region: 1-1164 (387 amino acids)
Biological process (GO): transmembrane transport
Cellular component (GO): membrane
Molecular function (GO): transmembrane transporter activity
Source: RefSeq, a predicted model, not a curated record
AUGUCUUCCCCCUUGGCCAAGGAUUCAAAGGAUUUUGACUACGCUGCUCCAGCGCUCGAAUCUCAGUCAAUCAUCGAGGCCCCUCCCCCGAAACGACCUCCCAUCGAAUUUUCCUCUCCAGCCGCUUUUGUCAAGAGUCUCGAUGCUCGUAUUAAGAGUAUUUUCACGAGAAGAUUCCUCUUUUCUCUGUUUGCUGGCCAGAUUGUAUCUUUGUGCAUCACUUGCACGAAUGUAUCUACGACGGAACUGAUGCUCAGAAACUGGGCUCUUCCGACCACCCAGAACGUUUUCUUCUAUUUCGCCCUUUUCGCCACAUACACACCCUACACAAUAUUCCGAUAUGGCUUCAAGGGAUGGCUUGAGAUGGUCAUGCGUGACGGGUGGAAAUACAUUAUCUUAGCCGCAUGUGAUGUUGAGGGAAAUUUCAUGGUGGUGAAAGCUUAUGAAUACACGGAUUUGCUAUCUUGCAUGCUACUUGACGCAUGGGCCAUUCCAGUCUGUCUUUUCUUCUCGUGGCUCUAUUUUCGAACAAAAUAUCAUUGGACACAGCUUCUGGGCGUCUUCAUUUGCGUCUUAGGUCUCGGACUUCUUGUAUGCUCCGACGAGCUGACAAAGAAAGACUACGAAGCACUUUCAAGGGGCAAGGGUGAUGCUCUAAUGGUCGCUGGAGCGACUUUGUACGGUUUCACUAAUGCUACAGAGGAAUUCUUCGUCCGUAAAAGACCCCUAUAUGAGGUUGUCGGUCAACUGGGAAUGUUCGGAUUCAUCAUCUGCGUCUCUCAAGCUGCUGGACUGGAGCACAAUGACAUGCACACAGCUACAUGGAGCGGAGCCAAUGUCGGCCUCCUUCUGGCAUACACAUCCGCCAUGUUCAUUUUGUACACCGUCGCGCCAAUUCUAUAUCGUAUGGCGUCUUCAGGCUACUACAAUCUGAGCUUGCUUUCGAGUGACUUUUACGGCCUGAUAUUUGGAUUGGGACUUUAUCACUACCAACCGUACUGGUUAUACUUUGUCGCGUAUGUUAUCGUUGUCAUCGGAUUGAUCACGUACUUCUGGUAUUCCGCUCCCGAAGACCAAGCUGAACUUGCUCCGGAAGCACCAGCGUAUAUACAGGAACGACGGGAGGAUUUGCGGGGCCCCCAGAAGAUCGCAGGGAACCUUUAG